Messenger RNA from Juglans microcarpa x Juglans regia, 821 nucleotides. RefSeq names its product histone H3.3. Lineage: Eukaryota; Viridiplantae; Streptophyta; Magnoliopsida; Fagales; Juglandaceae. The transcript is spliced from 5 exons. The coding region runs from base 148 to 558 and encodes 136 amino acids. The record is from RefSeq and is a predicted model, not a curated record. Gene Ontology annotation, molecular function: structural constituent of chromatin; protein heterodimerization activity; DNA binding. Gene Ontology annotation, cellular component: nucleosome.
GAGAAAACACACGGAUAUUAAAUUCUAUCCGUUCGAUCCUAUUGUCACAGGCUAUAUAUAACCCCCAACGUUUUUUAAAUCGAAAACUUUGGUUGUUGCAGACACUGCUCAUUGAGUUGAGAGAAGAAACGAGAGAGAAGAGGAGAGAUGGCCCGUACGAAGCAAACUGCUCGUAAGUCGACUGGAGGAAAGGCUCCUAGGAAGCAACUCGCUACCAAGGCUGCCCGUAAGUCUGCCCCGACCACCGGUGGAGUUAAGAAGCCCCACCGUUAUCGCCCUGGUACUGUUGCCCUUCGAGAAAUCCGUAAGUACCAAAAGAGUACUGAGCUCCUGAUUAGGAAGCUGCCAUUCCAGAGGCUUGUCCGUGAAAUUGCCCAGGAUUUCAAGACCGAUCUGCGUUUCCAGAGCCAUGCGGUGUUGGCUCUUCAGGAGGCGGCCGAGGCUUACCUGGUGGGUCUAUUCGAGGACACCAACCUGUGUGCGAUCCAUGCCAAGCGGGUUACCAUCAUGCCCAAGGAUAUCCAGCUGGCUAGGAGGAUCAGGGGUGAGCGUGCUUAAAGAAACAUUAUGACUCGAAUGGGGGCUUGGAUGUGGAUGUUGUGGUGGGGUGAAUUGAAUAUAUGGUUUUGGUGGUUGUUGAUGGUGGGAUUGUGUGCAUUGUUAUUUUUCUAUUAAAUUCUGUUAGGUAGCCAGCUAAUAGGUGAAGGUCUAAUAUUGAUAGAUGUAGUUGGAUAUAUAUUGGUUAUAACUGGCAAACAUUUCAUAGCGAUGCCUUUGUCUCGACAAUUUGAUAAUUUAAUGUGUUUGGUAUUUUUAUUAUU